This is a messenger RNA of Cynara cardunculus var. scolymus (artichoke), 702 nucleotides long. RefSeq lists its product as uncharacterized. Bases 77 to 547 code for a protein of 156 amino acids. Lineage: Eukaryota; Viridiplantae; Streptophyta; Magnoliopsida; Asterales; Asteraceae. The transcript has 3 exons. The record is from RefSeq and is a predicted model, not a curated record.
AAGAAUGGGAAGAAAAUGAGGAUGUUUGUAAAAAGAGGAGUGUGAUGGAGCGCGUUAAACAAUAAUACAGAGGGGAAUGUUAAUGGAGGAGAGAGAGCAAGGCAGAGGAAACGAGAGAUGGAGCGCUGCGAUCGCCAAUCUCUCCGAGAUAUCUAACAAUCUUGAUUCCCUCGGGAACAUACUCAUCAAGAAAGCUGUCUACGUGGAUGAAGAUACUUUCAACAAAGCUUCCUUAACCUCCGAUCAAGCCCGUAAUAUUAAGGUUCUUGAACAAAGGGUGGAGACUUUAGAAAGGGAGCUGGAUGCUGCCAUUUCUGCUGCGGCUCAUGCUCGUACAGAAAAACGUCAGGCUGAAGCAGGACAAAAGGCUGCGGAAUUACGAGCACAGGAAAUCACAAAGGAGCUGGAGAACACCACAAAAGUGUUUGAACUACACAUGGAAGAAUUGCGAUCAAAGCAAGCUGAGAUUUCGAAACGGGAUAACGAGAUUAAGCUUCUAGAAGCUAUAAUUCAGACACUUGGAGGAAAAGAAUCAGCUUCACUCUAGUGGGUAAGAUCUGCCUUUUGCACAUCAUUUAUUCUCUCUGUUGCAACCUGUUUUCUUGUAAAACCAACAUUUCAAUCACUGUUAAUUUGGCAUUUUGGUAUAUACAAAGAGCAUCUUCCCAUCUUGAAUAAAGUUGGACACAUAAUGUUCUAAAA